Molecule: messenger RNA, 968 nt
Organism: Umbelopsis ramanniana AG
Lineage: Eukaryota; Fungi; Mucoromycota; Umbelopsidomycetes; Umbelopsidales; Umbelopsidaceae
Exons: 5
Coding region: 47-877 (276 amino acids)
Source: RefSeq, a predicted model, not a curated record
UUCGCCUUUCCUUCUUUCGUUCACUUUUGCCUCAUCGUUACUAACCAUGAAUCAGAAUAAUGGAGUGUCUCUACGCGGUAUGCCCUCUAAGAGGCGAAAAAACCGCCACCACAAACAUAACCAGGGCCGCCCAGACCAAUCAGAAAAGCCAACUGAUACCCAAAGCAAUGCCUAUAGCUCUGAAGAACGCGGGUUCGCGAGAGGAUCCGCCAUCGGCUCAAGUAACUCACCACUGUCAUCGCAAUUGGAAAGUUCGUUCGAUACUCCGAUGCAAUACGAUGCGACAGGCAAACCACUCGUAGCACAUGGCACCGAAACAUAUGGAGACAUCAUGCUUCAUCCAGCACAGCAAUAUCAUUUGCACAAACAACGUAUGGAAAAGUACAAACUUGAGGUGGAAGCUUGGGAAACCGAAAAGACUGGUGAAAAGCCCAUACCUGUUCCCGUUGGCAUCCAAUCUGGCGAUGUCUUUGAACUACGAUCAGUCAUUCAUUUUAGGAAGUUGAUUGGAGAUCAAACUAUCAAAAUGACAGAUGAACUUGCUGCAAGCAUUAGCCAAGAGCUUGACUUUUCACCUGAUGAGUUAAAAGAACUAAGCAACGUAAAGAACACCGAUGCACUUGCCAAACUGAUACGAAAAUCAGGUCAUGAGUUGUCCAUUAAAGUCCACAACUCGGAAGACGUGCAUCCUGAGGGAACAAAAUCUCCGGCAAAAUCGCCAGAGAUGGAAGAGAAGAAUCCCCUCGAUGGCCAUCACUACCCACUUAGCGAGCAGCCUGUUCCAUCUCCAGUGGCGACACCUGCAGGCCCCCCAGCGUCUACCCCGAAGCAACAGAAUUUGAGCGCCCCCACCUCCCCAACAACGUCUCAACUCUGAUGCCACCAGCGCAAAUGAAAAGGAUAGAAGAAAUUCUACUGAUUCCGAAAGAGCCCAUCUUGCCGCUGGUUCAGCCAUCAUUCAUUUAAAC